AUGGGCAAGCCGCCGGCCGCGCCCUCGAGCCUCGGCCACAACCUGCGAGACUCGAGCGGCCGCACGGCACUGCAUGCCGCCGCCGCGGCAGGUCGCACGGGAGCCGUCGUGGCGCUCCUCUCGCAGGGAGCGUGCGUGAACCUCCCACGCGACAACGGCUCCACCCCGUUGCACGCCGCUGCUGCGCACGGCCACGCCGAGGUCGUCAGCGAGCUGAUCGCCGCGCGAGCAAACGUCGACGCAAAACGGGCCGACAACAAGAAGACGGCGCUGCACGCGGCUGCCGCGCACGGCUCGGCCGAGGUUGUGCGGUCACUGCUUGCUGCGAAGGCGGAGCCGGCGGCCCGUCGCGAGAACGGCAAGACCCCGCUGCACGCCGCCUGCAGCGGGGGCCACGCCGAGGCGGUCGAGUCGCUGCUCGAGGGCCGGGCGGACCCGAGCGCGGCCGAGUCGCACGGCAUCACUCCUCUGCACGUGGCGGCGGCCCAGGGCCACGUGCGGUGCGUCUCGAGCCUCCUCGCCGCGGGCGCAGUCCCCAACCCGGUCCGGGACAACGGCCGAACCGCCCUCCACGCCGCCGCCGCCGGCGGCCACGCUGGCGUCGUCGCGCUCCUGCUCGAGGCUGGUGCGGAGGUGGACCAGGCGGGGCAGGGGCGUGCGACCGCACUGCACGUUGCGGCGCGGGAGGGGCACGCCUCCGUUGUCGGCAUGCUGCUCGGCGCCGGCGCUGCCAUCAACGAGUCGCGCGCCGACGGCAACACGGCGCUCCACGCGGCGGCCUGGCGGGGCCACGCGCCCGUCGUGGCGGCGCUGCUCGAGUCGCGCGCCCAGAUCGACGCGUGUGCGGAGCGGGUGGGCGGUGCUCCGAUGCCGCUCCACUUUGCCGCGCGCCAGGGGCACGUCGACGUGGCGGACUCCGGCGAGGAGCACGGAAUGACGGCGCUGCACGGCGCCGCCGCGCACGGCCACGCCGAGGCACUCGGCUGCCCUCUACAGAGCCCGCCCCUCCCCCGCCCCCAGCCACCUCGGCCCGUGGUGGUGGCCGCCCUCCUCGCCAGCAACGCCACCCCCACUCGCUCGCGCGACAACGGCGCCACGCCCCUCCAUGCGGCGGCUGCCUUCGGCCACACCGCCGUCCUGCAGCAGCUGCUCGCCGCGCGCGCCGAGGUGGACUCGGCGACCAAGGUUGGCUCCACUUCGCUCCACGCCGCCGCCGCGCACGGCCACGCGGAGACCGUCGCGGCCCUCCUCGCCGCGGGCGCUGUGGUGGACAGCGGCGCCCGGUCGGGCGUGACGCCGCUGCACGAGGCGGCGGACCACGGCCACGCCGCAGUGCUCACCAGGCUGGUCGAGGCGAAGGCGGACGUCGAUCGCGUGGCCAGCCGCGGCCUCUCCCCUCUCCACAUGGCGGUGCUGCUCGAGGCCGGCGCGAGCGCCAACAAGCGCGGCGUGGAGAGCGAGCCCACACCACUCCACGCAGCAUCGUACACCGGAUCCGUCCACCUCGCGCACCUGCUCUGCGCGUACGGCGCCGACCGCACCCUCCCCUUCCUCGCGCCUGCGUACGGCGGGCAGCCCAUCACGCCGGCGCAGGUCGCGCUGCUCCACCGCAACCUCCCUCUCGCCAGCUGGCUCUCCGCGACCGCCGACUGGACCACGCCCCUCCACCACCUCGAGCCGUGGUCGCCCGAAUCGCACAGCCUGUUCCCGCGGCGCGCUCGGGAGCGCGCGUUCGAGCUCGCGCGGAUCGGCUGGCUCCUGUCGCGCCUCGAGGCGUUCGAGGGGCAGGAGCUCGCAGUGGUCGACGCGUGGCGCGGUUUUGUCAUGCCGCACGCCGUGCGUCGAGCCUCCCACUAA
Messenger RNA from Emiliania huxleyi CCMP1516, 1857 nucleotides. RefSeq lists its product as hypothetical. The transcript is spliced from 5 exons. Bases 1 to 1857 code for a protein of 618 amino acids. Gene Ontology annotation, molecular function: protein binding. The record is from RefSeq and is a predicted model, not a curated record. NCBI's taxonomy places the organism in Eukaryota, Haptophyta, Isochrysidales, Noelaerhabdaceae.